AUGGCGCGUCUAAGUGUCGCCGGGAAUGAGAUCUUGGGACUGAAGAUCCCGGUAGACCCGAUCCUGACAGCCAACACGGUGUGCCUGACCCUGCCAGGUCUAAGCAGGCGUCAACUGGGACUGUGCGUCAGGAGCCCCGAUGUGACGGCCGCUGCGGUCCAGGGCAUACAGAUCGCUAUCCACGAGUGUCAGCACCAACUCUGGGACCAGAGGUGGAACUGCUCGACCCUGGAGAACGGUGGAAAAAUCCUGCAGGAAACCGUCAUCCUGAGCAGAGGAUUCCGGGAAAGCGCGUUCAUGUUCUCGCUGCUGGCUGCGGGGGUCACCCACUCGGUGGCUACCGCUUGCAGCCUGGGAAAGCUCAAGGGCUGCGGCUGCGACCAGAAGCGGAGAGAAGACGACCAGAACCUGCGCUUCAAGCUUCACCAGCUCCGGGUGGAGGCCCUGACCCAGGGUCUCCCUGUCUCCAUCCCUGAGCCCGAGGAGCGUUUCCCUGGCAUCCAGGACUCCUGGGAGCGGGGUGACUGCAACCACGACAUCGAAUUCGGGGAGAAGUUUUCCAGGGACUUUCUGGACUCCUGGGAGACAUCGAGAGACAUCCACGGGAGAAUGAGACUCCACAACAACAAGCUGGGAAGGCAGGCAGUGAUUGACAACAUGAAGCGCAAGUGUAAAUGUCAUGGCACCUCUGGCAGUUGCCAGUUUAAAACCUGCUGGCAGGUGACCCCUGAUUUUCGACGGGUCGGGGCUGUGUUAAAGGAGCGAUUCCAGAACGCGGUGCUCAUCAAAACACACAAUAAAAACACAGGCCAGUUCAGCCUGAAGCCAAACAGGAGGAGGAUUUACAAGGACAUGGUGUACUUUGAGAAAUCACCCGAUUUCUGCGAGAAGGACCUGGGCACAGACUCACCAGGCACACGGGGACGGGUCUGCAGUAAAACGAGCCAAGGGAUGGAUAACUGUGACAGCCUGUGCUGUGGGAGAGGGCACAACAUCCUCAAACAGAGUCGAAGCGAACGGUGCCACUGUCGGUUCCACUGGUGUUGCUACGUGCUAUGCGACGAAUGCAGGGUCAGCGAGUGGGUCAACGUGUGCAAGUAACUGUGGGAACGCUGGGACACCUUUCCUUCUUAUGCAAUGUAGACUUUCCCUGUCUU
Messenger RNA from Carcharodon carcharias (great white shark), 1157 nucleotides. RefSeq names its product wingless-type MMTV integration site family, member 10b (gene wnt10b). The coding region runs from base 1 to 1101 and encodes 366 amino acids. The record is from RefSeq and is a predicted model, not a curated record. The transcript has 4 exons. Gene Ontology annotation, cellular component: extracellular region. NCBI's taxonomy places the organism in Eukaryota, Metazoa, Chordata, Chondrichthyes, Lamniformes, Lamnidae. Gene Ontology annotation, biological process: multicellular organism development; cell fate commitment; neuron differentiation. Gene Ontology annotation, molecular function: cytokine activity; frizzled binding.